Lethenteron reissneri (Far Eastern brook lamprey) is the source of this 4899-nucleotide messenger RNA. RefSeq names its product StAR related lipid transfer domain containing 7 (gene STARD7). Lineage: Eukaryota; Metazoa; Chordata; Hyperoartia; Petromyzontiformes; Petromyzontidae. The record is from RefSeq and is a predicted model, not a curated record. Gene Ontology annotation, molecular function: lipid binding.
UCCCGACACACAACUGAGGUCGCAGCUGUCGCGGCGGGGUCGCUCACAUGACGGCAGCUUCUCUCUCGUCGUCUCAACCUGGCUAGAGAGUAUCAUUAUUAUCAUCGAUAACGGCGAGCGAUCGUCGUUAAGGUCCACUACGGGUGGGGUUGUGUUGCCGUCUCGGUCUGCUUGCUGCUGGAGCUGUGAUCGCAAUGCUACGCGCGUGGUUGAGCGCGCGAGUGGCGUCUCGCCACGUGAGAUGGAGAGGGGAGCCCAAGCAUUGCGUUUGCGCCCGUGCUAAACUCUCAUCCUCUGGUGGCGGGGGAUCUGGAUGGGGAUCCGGGUCACACUCGGGAUCGGGAUGGGGCUGGUGGGGUACGGGGUGGAGCGCCGGGUGGUGUAGCGUAGGGUGGUGGUCAUGGCUGCGGACCCGUUCGUUGGGAGCCAUGGCGACGGUGCUGUUCAGCUGGGAGAGGAACAGCGUUGGAGACGAUGAGAUCACGCGGUGUGUGGUUGACCUGCAGACAGUGGAGCGACUUUCAGCAUUGCCAGGGUCCGACGCGAAUAAUGAAGGCGACGAUCACAUGACCUUGCCCGGCUGGGAGCUCGUGACACAGAGACCCGGGUUUACGCUGUGGAGACGACCGCUCAGCACGACCCACACUCAACUGUAUCAGUACAAAGUGUACGGGACUUACACAGACAUCUCACCUCAGCAAUUUUUAAAUGUGCAGCUGGACAUCGAGUAUAGGAAGAGAUGGGAUCAGCUGGUCAUCAGACUCGACCUCAUCGAUCACGACGAAUCCACGGGGUCAGAGGUCAUCCACUGGGUCACGCACUUCCCGUACCCCCUGUACGCACGCGAUUACGUCUACGUGCGUCGCCACUGGCUUGAUGAAAAGAACAACAUCAUGGUGCUCGUGUCGAGAUCGGUGGAUCACCCUGACAUGCCAGAGUCUUCCAAAUUCGUGCGCGUGCGAUCAUACUACUCCCAGAUGGUCGUCCGCGCACACAGCUCCUUCCAGGAGAGAGGAUUUGACUACUUGCUCACGUACCAGGACGACCCGCAGACCGUGUUUCCCCGUUCCUGCAUCAGCUGGAUGGUGUCGAGUGGCAUGCCGGACUUCCUGGAGAAGCUGCACCUGGCGGCGCUCAAGUCGCAGGACCACGGCGUCCGGGUGUCCGACGCGGCCACCACCCCCCCCCACUCGGAGCCCAGUGGCCACCCCAACGGCAGCGUUUAUGCGUGACCCCUAACCCAGGGAGAGACGGGGGUAGUGAGGAGGUUGGUUUGAUAAAUUUAGAUUGUUUUUCACCCACUGAGUUUUCUUUUUUCGGGAAUGAGUUUUGGCCCAUUUUUGGGUAAUAAAAUUUUGUAAAUAGUGACACGGAUCGGGGAGACAUCUGGAGAAACACGGAGCCAUGUGGAGGGACUCCACUCCAUUAAAAUAGCACGUAGAGCCACCAUCACAGCCAACACCCUCCCACAUAGAGCUACCACCAUAGCCUCUACUCGAUGUCACAUGGAGCCACCUUCACAGCCUUCACUCCCACAUAGAGGCACCACAGCAGCCUCCACUUACACAUGGAGCCAACACCACAGCCUCCACUCCAUGUCAAAUGGAGUCAAGACCACAGCUUUCACUGCAUGUCACAUGGAGCCGCCACCACAGCCUCCAUUCCCACAUUGAGCCACCUUCACAGCAUACAUGCACCGCAAGAGCAAAUAAAUAAUCUCUUGGGGAUAUUACAUAAAUUAGGAGAGCUCACAGUCAAAAUAAAAACAAUCCUAAAUGUACAGAGUGUCAAUUUGAAGACAAUGAUUGGGUAUAUAUACGUACCAAGUGGCUUAUGGAAUGAGCUGAUGGUUUGACACACAAAACUAAACUCAGCAUCACCACCAUCCCAGUGUGGAUGGAGAAGUCAGCUAGUCCAUGUACGUCCGACACCACCAUGGUUUUUCAUGGGCAUAUCUCCGUUAUGAAGGAUGGACACGUUAUUUCUAUCUGAAUUACUAAUCCAAGCGAUGUAUGCUUAAAUGGGCAAUGAGGCAUUGGUGCUCUUCUGUUAACAGAUCUUGAGCCACAUUACUAUGGUGGGGGCGAGUCUAUCCAUAGCACAACCGCUGUGGACUUCCCCCCUCCCCAGAGUGGUUCCUCAUUUUAUCAACCCCAGAGAGAAGUAAACCAGGCACCGAGUCACUGAUCCCUCGACGAGUGAGGAGCAGAUGAUAAUGAUAGAACCAGCGCACGGGUAAAAAUAUAUAUUUUUCCGCAAGCCCGGUUAAUCUGCAGCCCACAUCAUCCGUCCACAGAUAAACGAGAGCUAGCUGUGCUUUGUGGUUGAUAACAAGCAUUGGAACUGUCAAUUGUGGUAGUAGAGUAUCGGGGCUGUACACUGCUGAUGAUCCUAACCACGGUGGAACAGCUGGCCGGUGACAUUUCAGUCACCAAUUGGCUUUGUCUAUUAGACCAGGCUGGUGUGUGUAUGCAUAGAGCCUUGGUGGUGCUUGCAUGGUAUUGUGGGUAUUACUCAUAAUACUUAAAAAAUAAUAUAGCAGUAUAAUUAAAUUGGAGGUUAGGAAUAUAACUUACCAAAAACAUUGUUGUACAUGUAAUAAAGAGGACGUGCAGGGGGGAGGCACAUGUGCAGGGUUGGUACACGUGUAGGGUUGGUGCACGUGCGCAGGGUUGGGAAGGGCAGUCACCCCGAGAGGGGCAUUGGAGUGGCACCCAGAGGUCGGCGACCAGGGAAAAGACCGCGGUGCUUGCAGUGAUGAAACUGAAAGAGCUGUGGGAUCUAUCAGACGGGACGGCUGAUACAGCCGCUUGUGCUAUGGUUGCUGAUGUGUGAACACGUGUCUGCACGGUUUGACUUGUGUUAAUGUAUUAUUCAAUGUUUAAAAAAAAAAUGUAACUCGGCCAUAUUCCACUUGGGCUAUUGGAGGUCACAUCGUGAGAUGUAUGAACUUCCGUGUUUUGGAACGCUUACAGAAAGCAGUGCCCUGAAUGUGUCAGGAUGGUCCCAGAAGGUGAUAUCGCAGAACUACAUCUGAAGUCACGCCAAGAGGCCUUCUUAUCCACACUUUUUAUAUGUCUGGCAAGUAAUGUUUGUCGCAUGUCAAAGACAACUUUUUUUUAUCUCGCAGCUGUAUUUUAGUCAAAUUUCCAAAAAAAAUCUCUUAAUAUGGAGGUGGGGGGAGGUGUUUGUGUGGUGAUUGGUGACUGCGUUGAUACCAUCAACUUGUUCUAUUUGAGAACCCAGUUUAAUCAAAUCAGUCUACGUGAGUCAUUGGGUCUCAAAGCCUCUGGUCUCUAUUUGAGUCCAUGGGUCUCUGGCAGAUGUAGGUGGCCAUGCUGAGACAACCGACUUGCUACACUUGAGAACGCAUUUCAAUCACAAUUGGGCGGUUAAAACCAGGAUUCAAAACCAGGAUCUCGGCGUUGCUGGCAUUGUUUCCGACAGGCUUUACAAACCCGCUGAGCCACCCAUCCACUACUCCCCUUCAUUGUGUGUGUUUGAUAAAAUAUCCGUGCGUUCAAAUGGAUUGCUUCUGUUUCAGGCAGGGAGCCGACUUCCACUUGAGGUUAAAUGAAUUUGAAAUGAAACGCAAUUAGUGUGAUUAGCAUGCAUUGAUGAAUAUAUUACCUACAAAAUUGAUGCAGGUGUUUAUAUGAGAAACGCUCGUGUUAGGUCAACUUUACAUGCUUUUUGUCGCGAGCUUCGGGUAUUUUCUCGGGCCAAUGUUGGGUUCACUGCUCGAGUUUAUCUGGUGGGUUAUGAUGAGAGAUAUGAGUUAGGGGUUGCGAAGUAGGGUGCCUCUGUGUUUAGGUCUGAGUUAGUAUUGGGGUUAAUGUCACUAUUAGGGUUAUAAGUUACUAUUUAGAGGUUAGGGUUAAAUUUACGAGUUUAUGUUUGCGUUAGAGUUUCCAUUAAGAGUUAGGGUGAGUGUUAUUGUAAGGGUCAGAGUUGGUAUCAAGAUUGGUACUAUGCAUGAAUUAGACCUUUAUGCCGUUCAUAUCAGCUGGAACUUGAGAUGGAGCUAUAUAGUUAGGUAUCAAUGUUAGGGGCGAUCAUCACUGUUUGGGUUGGAGUUGAGCAUUAACAUUAGGUUUGGGCUCAAAUCCAAACCCAUAUUUGAUCAAAAUAAAAUCCCUUAACUAUCCGUGCACAGUCGCUAUAAGUUGCGGUGCCACAGCGAACCCUCCAUAAAGACUCGAGUAUUUUACACAGUAGGGUCGCGGAUUUUGCUUCGGGUUAUAUCUUUGCACUAUUGUGGCGUGUAGCGUUGAUUAAACAACUAAGGUGGUUUGCAUUGAUCAGCUAUAGAGCCUCUUAUAAUAAGUAAAGUUGUCCGUGUGUGCGCAUUACGUUACAGAUGAGCAGGAAAUUAUUAUCUGAAUCCUAUUUUAUAACGGGCACUUUGCAAAGCCAUUGCUAGAUGACGACCCUUUCACGCCGCGCGAGUCGUUUGGAUUAUUUGCCCACAAUUCUCUAUGCUGGUCAGUGCCGGUUGGUGGGAGCGAAAGCGGUGGAAGUACCCACACUUUACCCCACCACACACAGGACCUGGCGAUCGACAAACUCGCAGUGUCCCCGUUUACACGGAUUUUGGCAAAACCACUCGCGUUUUCAGACACGGUUUUGAAUAACUAGCUCCACUGAGGGGCCAUCCAUUUAGUACGUACGCAUGGAGGGUUCACCCAAAUGCGUACGCUUGCGUAUGGGGGGUCUACUGACAAUGUACGUACGCAUAGGGGGGGGGGGGGGUGAAGCCUCGAUAAUUUGUCUACAUUGGCCUUCAAAUGAGCGAGAUAGUCCGGCGGUGGACUAUCUGUUUGCUUAAACACGUUAAUAUCAUUAAUCCUUUAUCGUUUCUGCGUGGAUUAAAUAUCGGCCGUUCUAUAGGAUUUGGGG